AUGCCUCUCGUCGCUGGCAGUGAUGGCUCACGCCAGAGCGUUACAUCUGGAGGUGCUGAUGGCUCCGGGGGCCUCAGGCGACCCCAGUGUCCGCACAGCCGCCCCCCCUCUGGCCAGUACGGUGCCGUGCUGUAUCCCGGCGCCUGGAGGGAGCACCACUGCUCCGCCGGGCAGGCUGCUCCUGGCCGCUUACUUGUGGGUGAACACUUCCCCGUGUGCGUGCCGCUGAUCCCUCCCUCACUUGUGGGAAUGAAUGUGUCCGGGACCCCGGUGCUGUCUGCGUCUGCCGGCUGCUCUUCGGGCGGUGUGGCAGAGACUGCCCCUGCCUGCCACGGCCGUUCUGCCUUUCCUUUUAAUUUAAUGGACCGCAGUUCGAAGAGGAGACAAGUGAAGCCUUUGGCAGCUUCACUGCUGGAAGCUUUAGAUUAUGAUAGCUCUGAUGACAGUGAUUUUAAAGUUGGAGAUGCGUCAGAUUCUGAAGGAAGUGGUCAUGGGAGUGAAGACGCAUCAAAGGACAGUGGUGAAGGUUCCUGUACUGAAUCAGAAGAAAAUAUCUUGGAGGAGGAACAGGAAGAAGAGAAAGUAGAGGAACAACAACCAAAAAGCUCCACUGAAGAAGAGAUUCCGACAACAGACAAAGAGGUAGUUAAAACUGAAAAGAAAGAACAAGAAGAUGAAGACGACAAGCCAAAAAAGAAGAAAGAGAAAGCAGCUGAACCUGAUGCUCCGGCUGAUGAGCAAACAAAUGAACCAAAAAAAUGGAAUUUGCGCAGGAACCGACCUUUGCUGGAUUUUGUAUCAAUGGAAGAACUAAAUGAUAUGGAUGACUAUGACAGCGAAGAUGACAAUGACUGGCGGCCUACUGCUGAGAAAAAAAAAGGAAAAAACACACUGAGAAAAGAGGGGAGUGAUGGAGAUAAUGAGGAUGAUGAUGAUGGGAGUGGAAGUGAUGAGGAUGACAAUGAUGAGGAAGGUAAUGAAGAAGAUAACAGCAGCACGGCUAGUGAUGGUGGAUCCAAGAAGAAGAAGAGUAAAGUUCUUAACAGGAAUAAUGCAGAUGAUGAGGAGUUGACAAAUGAUAGCCUGGCUCUUUCACAAAGCAAGAGUAAUGAGGACUCGUUGAUCCUUGAGAAGUCUCAAAAUUGGAGUUCCCAGAAAAUGGACCAUAUUUUGAUUUGUUGCGUUUGUCUUGGAGAUAACAGUGAAGAUGCUGAUGAAAUAAUCCAGUGUGACAACUGUGGAAUAACAGUGCAUGAAGGUUGCUAUGGUGUUGAUGGAGAGAGUGACUCUAUCAUGAGCUCAGCUUCAGAAAACUCCACGGAACCUUGGUUUUGUGAUGCAUGCAAAUGUGGUGUCACACCUAGUUGUGAAUUGUGUCCUAACCAGGAUGGGAUCUUCAAGGAGACUGAUGCAGGGAGGUGGGUCCAUAUUGUUUGUGCCCUCUAUGUUCCAGGAGUGGCAUUUGGAGAUAUUGACAAGCUGCGGCCAGUAACACUCACAGAAAUGAAUUAUUCAAAGUACGGUGCCAAGGAAUGCAGUUUUUGCGAAGACCCUCGUUUUGCCAGAACUGGUGUAUGCAUUAGUUGUGAUGCUGGGAUGUGCAGAGCUUAUUUCCAUGUGACCUGCGCUCAAAAGGAAGGCCUGCUCUCAGAAGCAGCAGCAGAAGAGGAUAUAGCUGACCCUUUUUUUGCUUAUUGUAAACAGCAUGCAGACAGGUUAGACAGAAAAUGGAAGCGGAAGAACUACUUGGCAUUACAAUCUUACUGUAAAAUGUCCUUGCAGGAAAGAGAAAAACAGUUAUCACCAGAAGCUCAGGCUCGAAUCAAUGCCAGGCUACAGCAGUAUCGUGCCAAGGCGGAGCUGGCCCGCACCACCAGGCCUCAGGCCUGGGUUCCCAGGGAGAAGCUACCACGGCCGCUUACUAGCAGUGCUUCAGCCAUACGUAAGCUUAUGCGCAAAGCGGAGUUAAUGGGAAUUAGUACAGACAUUUUUCCAGUGGAUACUUCAGAUACAAGUUCCAGUGUUGAUGGAAGAAGAAAACAUAAGCAACCAGCUCUCACUGCUGAUUUUGUGAAUUACUACCUUGAGAGAAAUAUGCGCAUGAUUCAAAUCCAAGAGAAUAUGGCUGAGCAGAAGAAUAUCAAGGAUAAAUUAGAAAACGAGCAAGAAAAGCUUCAUGUGGAGUAUAAUAAGCUGUGUGAGUCCUUGGAAGAGCUACAAAAUAUGAAUGGAAAACUGCGAAAUGAAGGGCAAGGAAUUUGGGCCCUGCUGGGUAGAAUCAUAGGACAGAAAUUGAACAUACCAGCAAUUUUACGUGCUCCUAAGGAAAGGAAACCAAGUAAAAAAGAAGGAGGAACGCAAAAGGCAUCUACGCUUCCGGCUGUACUUUAUAGUUGUGGAAUUUGCAAGAAGAACCACGAUCAACACCUACUGCUACUGUGUGAUACUUGUAAACUCCAUUAUCAUCUUGGUUGCCUGGAUCCACCUCUUACAAGGAUGCCAAGGAAGACCAAGAACAGUUACUGGCAAUGCUCAGAGUGUGACCAGGCAGGUAGCAGUGACAUGGAGGCUGAUAUCGCCAUGGAAACCUUACCAGAUGGGACCAAACGAUCAAGGAGGCAGAUUAAGGAGCCAGUGAAAUUUGUUCCUCAGGAUGUGCCACCGGAACCGAAGAAAAUUCCAAUCAGAAACACGAGAACUAGAGGACGAAAACGAAGCUUUGUGCCUGAAGAAGAAAAAGCUGAGGAACGGAUUCCCAGAGAAAGACGACGACAGUCUGUUCUACAAAAGAAGCCCAAGUCAGAGGAUUUAAGAACGGAAUGUGCUACCUGCAAAGGGACUGGAGACAAUGAAAAUCUAGUCAGGUAG
Eurypyga helias (sunbittern) is the source of this 2868-nucleotide messenger RNA. RefSeq names its product PHD finger protein 14 (gene PHF14). NCBI's taxonomy places the organism in Eukaryota, Metazoa, Chordata, Aves, Eurypygiformes, Eurypygidae. The transcript is spliced from 16 exons. The record is from RefSeq and is a predicted model, not a curated record. Gene Ontology annotation, biological process: regulation of transcription by RNA polymerase II. The coding region runs from base 1 to 2868 and encodes 955 amino acids.